Molecule: messenger RNA, 1395 nt
Organism: Knipowitschia caucasica
Lineage: Eukaryota; Metazoa; Chordata; Actinopteri; Gobiiformes; Gobiidae
Source: the annotation of a GenBank genome assembly
AUGGGACCUCCCGGACUUGGUGGUGCUCCUGGUGAAUCCGGGCGUGAAGGAACCCCUGGUAAUGAGGGAGCUCCUGGACGUGAUGGCCCCGCUGGACCCAAGGGAGAUCGCGGUGAGGGUGGUGCUGCUGGUGCCCCUGGAGCUCCUGGACCUCCUGGCGCCCCUGGACCAGUUGGACCUGCUGGAAAGACCGGUGACCGUGGAGAGACUGGACCCGCUGGCCCUGCUGGAGUUGCAGGCCCUGCCGGACCUCGUGGUCCCAGUGGACCUGCUGGAGCUCGUGGAGACAAGGGAGAGAGCGGAGAGGCUGGUGAGAGAGGCAUGAAGGGACACAGAGGUUUCACUGGCAUGCAGGGACCCCCUGGACCCGCUGGAUCUAACGGAGAGCAAGGACCCGCUGGAACUGCUGGACCUGCCGGACCUAGAGGUCCUUCUGGAUCUGCUGGUGCCCCCGGUAAGGAUGGUAUGAGUGGCCUCCCAGGACCUACUGGACCUUCCGGACCACGUGGUCGUUCUGGCGAGAUGGGACCUGCUGGUCCCCCUGGACCUCCUGGACCCCCUGGACCCCCAGGUGCUCCUGGUGGUGGAUUCGACCUCGGCUUCAUCGCUCAGCCUCAGGAGAAGGCUCCCGAUCCCUUCCGUAUGUUCCGUGCUGAUGAUGCUAAUGUUCUGCGUGACCGUGACCUGGAGGUGGACAGCACUCUCAAGAGUUUGAGCCAGCAAAUCGAGCAGAUCCGCAGCCCAGACGGAACCCGUAAGAACCCUGCCAGAACCUGCCGUGACCUGAAGAUGUGCCACCCAGAAUGGAAGAGCGAUUUCUACUGGAUCGACCCUGACCAGGGCUGCACUCAGGAUGCCAUCAAAGUCUACUGCAACAUGGAGACCGGAGAGACCUGUGUCUCACCUGCUCAGCCUGAGGUAGCCCAGAAGAACUGGUAUGUGAGCAAGAACAUCAAGGAGAAGAAGCACGUCUGGUUCGGCGAGACCAUGAAUGAUGGAUUCCAGUUCGAGUAUGGCAGCGAGGGCUCACAGCCAGAGGAUGUCAACAUUCAGCUGACCUUCCUCCGUCUCAUGUCCUCGGAGGCAUCUCAGAACAUCACAUACCACUGUAAGAACAGUGUGGCCUACAUGGACGCUGCUGCUGGUAACCUCAAGAAGGCCCUGCUCCUCCAGGGCUCCAACGAGAUUGAGAUCAGAGCUGAGGGCAACAGCCGCUUCACAUACAGUGUCCUGGAGGACAGCUGCACGUCACACACCGGAACAUGGGGCAAGACAGUCAUCGACUACAAGACAACGAAAACAUCACGCCUGCCCAUCAUUGACAUCGCUCCUAUGGACGUUGGUGCUCCAGACCAAGAGUUUGGCAUUGAAGUGGGACCUGUCUGCUUCUUGUAA